AUGAGUUCAGGUACGGGAAGUGCCGGCGCCGCCAAACCCGGCCCGCCAUCCAAGCAGGGUCAAGGCGCCUUCUCUGGAGUCAGCAACCACGCCAUUCUGCUCGACAAGCUCAACCGUAGAUCGACGCCCGAUUCCGAAGCCCUUGCGAGCUCAGACGACGAGACCGAUUCUCAUCGCCAGGAAGCCCCUCAACAGGCGACCCAGCCUCAGAAGCCGGUAAGACGUGCUUCUUGGCUCAACGACACGACCCAGCCGCUGCCUCGGCCCCGCAAAGGCUCUUUCGCCAGCAGCUCAAUGUCCCCUACAGCCUCCCACCCGAGCACCCCGUCUGCCGAGGGAACCGCCCCUUGGGGUACUCACUCUCAACCAUCCGGCGUCAUGGGCCGUGCUCCCGUUUCGGGAGGCUCUUUCACCUGGGGUACAGGUAUCUGGAACAGCGAGAGAAAGGAUCCUCCCUCGCGCCUGAGUGAAGUUCUUCCUUCGCCCACGUCCACGAUGCCGCCCGGCUCAGCCGGCGGCUCCUUCUUCAAUACCGAUGUCAACUAUGGCCAGACGUCCCCCGCGCCGCGAGACGUUGGUCCCAAUGCCCAAAUCCCCUUUGCCAUCCCUCUCCAUCCCACCCCCAAGACCUACCGCUCUCAGUCGUACUCCGUCGGCCAAUUGGAGCCUGACGCGCCCCCGACUGCGAUGAGCAGCUCUACGAUUCUAGGUCGUGGUCGUGCCCAUGGACACUCAGGCUUGCAGCAUCGGCCCUCCCGUCCCAGUAUGCUGAGCGAGAUGUCGAACGACGGAGGACUGCUCGGAAAAGUCAAGGAGGUUGACGACGACGACGAUGAGAGUGCUACAGAGUCUAUGCAGGGAUCUAUGCAUCAGUCCGCCGAGGCAAAGACGAUUGAGUUGCUUGCUCGCGAAAAUGCCAUGCUUCGUCAGCAGCAGCAACAGCAGCAGCAGCAGCAGCAAUAUCAAAACCGGCUCCGCCCGAGAGCCUCGACUGGUGUGGCUUACGGACUUGGCAACGGGUACUCUCUUCGCGAGUCCGUACCCGAAGAGUCCGACUUUGCCAUUGACGAGCUCGAUGAGGCUAACGAUGGAAACGAGAUGGCUACGAAGAGAGCCCUGGGCCGGAGGAUGAGUGAGUACGGCGCGUCUGGAUUCCGGUCGCCCUACGAGAACCGGAAGCUGGAGAAUGUCAAGAAGGCCUUCUGGCACAGCUCUCUGGGCUUUGGUGGCCCCGAAGGACAGCAGAGUCGAAGACACUCGUUUGCCGACAUCCCGACCCGCCAGGGCUCCAUCAGUUCCAUUAACGAGUCUUUCAGCGCGCUCGACAACCCCGUCACUGAGCAGCAGCACGCCCAGGAUUUCUCCAUGGGCUACUCGGAGAACCAGAACUAUCCUCUCGGCAACACAGCUGCUUACUUUACUCCCGGCGGAGGUCUCGCAGCUCCUCCCCAAAGCAUGCAGUUCAACAAUCCGUUUCCUUCGGCCUACACGAUGCACCCCCCUUAUGGAAACCGUGCGACUUCGCCUCAUCGUAACGUCUAUGCCAUGUCGCAGCCGCGCCACAACCAGCUCCUGCACAUCGUCCUGUUCAAGUGCGCCAGAGCCGAUGUUUUCUACAUCCAGGAGGGCACUGGCCUGACCGUCAAACCGGGCGACUUGGUCAUUGUGGAGGCUGACCGAGGAACCGACCUCGGAACGGUUGCGCGGGACAACGUCGACUGGCAGACCGCAAAGGAGCUCAAGGAGCACUACGCCGAAGAACAAUACAAGUGGUUGAUGAUGUACUCGCAGAAUGCUGCUGCUGCCCAGGACGGCACAGGCGCCGGUCUGAUGGCGGCUGCGAAUGGUCUGCAGGGCAGCGCCGUCGGCGGAAUGGGCCCGCCCAACCAACACCACAUGCAGGAGCCCAAUGCCGGCGAGCUCAAGCCGAAGUUGAUCAAGCGCCUGGCCCAGAGCCACGAGAUCCACGCCUUGCGGGACAAGGAGGGCAAUGAGGCCAAGGCCAAGCGUGUUUGUAUGCAGAAGGUCAAGGAGCACGGGCUGAACAUGGAGAUCCUCGAUGCCGAGUUUCAGAUGGACUGGAAGAAGUUGACCUUCUACUACUUUGCGGACUCGUACAUCAACUUCAAUUCUCUCGUCACGGAUCUGUUCAAGAUUUACAAGACCAGAAUCUGGAUGUCGGCCAUCAACCCCGCUUCGUUUGCUAGUCCGACCCUCGGCAUCCAAGCCCCCAGCGGUGUUGGACCUGGAGCGGUCGGUGUUGGCCGUGGCUCAAACAACUCCGAGCGGCGAUCUGCGCAGCAACAGCAACAACAACAACAGCAGCAGCAGCAGCAGCAGCAGCAACAGGAUCAGCAGCCUGGAGGAUUCGGUGGCCCUGGCCAGGCUGGUCGCGGAUUCCAAAACUCCUUCACUCCGCCGUUUGGUGGAGAGAGACCUGGAGGGCCUGCCGGUGGCUACGGUCAACCGAACUAUCCCUACUCGCAUAUGGGCGGCAUGGGCAGCGCGCCUAGGCCUGGAAACGUUCCUUAUGUUCCGGGAGUCGUCCAGUCGCUCGACGGCUACAGUUUCCCAGGAGCGACCGACUACCAGAUGCGGUCGCGUUUUCCGCCAGGAACCGAAACCGGCCCACACGAACCGGGCGGAGGCCCCAUGAACCCUCAGAGCGACUGGGCCGCCGCGUUCCAAGGUCUCUCCUUGAAUAGUCGUUAA
This is a messenger RNA of Colletotrichum navitas, 2712 nucleotides long. RefSeq lists its product as uncharacterized. Gene Ontology annotation, cellular component: cytoplasm. The coding region runs from base 1 to 2712 and encodes 903 amino acids. Lineage: Eukaryota; Fungi; Ascomycota; Sordariomycetes; Glomerellales; Glomerellaceae. The record is from RefSeq and is a predicted model, not a curated record. The transcript is spliced from 3 exons.